This is a messenger RNA of Rhizophagus irregularis DAOM 181602=DAOM 197198, 837 nucleotides long. The record is from RefSeq and is a predicted model, not a curated record. NCBI's taxonomy places the organism in Eukaryota, Fungi, Glomeromycota, Glomeromycetes, Glomerales, Glomeraceae.
AUGUAUAAAUGUAAUUUCUGUGAGAGAGGUUUUUCACGAAGAGAGAGUCUUACACAACAUUUUAAUCGACUCCAUCCGUACUUCCAACAGUCACGAACACUAAAUUGGGUACAAGAUCAACGAUAUGAGUACCAAAAACCACCUCGAUCUUCAGACAAUCUUGCUGAGGCUGAGGCAGAUAAUUUAUUACCAAUAGAUGAUCAAAAUCCGUUACCAUCGCAAAUUUCAAGUUUUGGAAAUGAUGAAAGGAUUGAAAUCGAUGAUGAUGAUGAUGAAAGGAUCGAAGAUGUUGAUGGUGAUGAUGGUGAAAGGAUCGAAGACGAUGAUGAUGAAAGGAUCGAAGAUGGUGAUGGCGAUGAUGGUGAAAGGAUCGAUGAGGAUGAAAGUAUCGAUGAUGAUGAUAAUGAAUUAUCAAAUAAUAGUGAUGAAAGUGAAAAUUCUUCUGGUGAUAUUGACGAUUUUCACGAUGGAAGUUAUAUUGCUGCACUUGAUGAUUUAAAUGGCAAUAAUAAACAAGAAACCGUUACAUGGCCAAGUCAGACAUAUAAAGAAUUUAUGACAGCAAUAACACAGUAUCGUAUUUCAGAUGCAGCAGGUGAUGCAAUGUUACAAAUAAUAAAAAAGAAUUGUACUGAACUACUACCUGCUUCUACACGAAAGGGACGAUUGUAUAUGGAUACAAUGAAUAUUAAAGGUCUUCAUCUAAAAACACAAGAUCUCGUUGAAUUUGAAGGAAUAACUUAUAAAUUACAUUAUCGUCCUAUCAUUGAUGCAAUAAAAAGUCUUACAUCUAAUCAAGAAUUAUGUAAAGAAUUUUUUCUUGAUUAUAAGGAAUAG